AAUGUGGAUUGAUGAAUGGAAUGGAAUAAAAAAAAUAUAGGUCGACUCCACUCUACCCCUAUCUUAUGCAAAAGCGUUCUCCAACUUGAAAUAUUUCUCACUCACUCGGUCGUUCAUUGAAAACAGCACUGCAGCGGCGGCAAACACCACUCACUCACUCUAUCACUUUUCUCGAUUCCCUUUUCCUCAUCCACAACUCAUUCGUCAUUCUCUUCCGACAUUCAAAAUUAUUUGCAACAACUGGACAAAGAAGCAAUGAAUGGCAACAACACUAAGCUAGACUGAAAUGUUUUUCGAUGAGAAGACUCUGUAUCAAUUAAUAUCUUAUUCCUAUUUCCUUUUGGUUCGGAGAUCAUUGAAGCAUACAGCUGUAGCAACAUGUGGUCAAGCAUUAAUUAAGCAAGAAAAACUCUUAAAAAUGCUGUCUACUAGUGUUGCUGCUCAGCUUCCCAGUUGCUGGUACCGCAUUCCCAGCCAUCUUAAUGUCCAUCAUCAUACCCGACAAAAGAGAAAACUCACCACUCUAUCACUUGCCAAUGCAGAUAACCAAAUCCCUCUCAGAAACUUCUACAGUCAAAGUCUUCCUCAGACAUACAGUUGCUGCAAAGGGAUAGAAAGCAAUUACAGGUCUAGAUACAAUUCCAAUCCAAAUCAGGACGACAGACACCUAUUCCUUAUUAAAUUCUUCUCACUUGCUGACUCAGAAGACACCAAUAAUCAAAAUUCAGAAACCAGAAACCACAACCAACAUCAAGUAGACAGACAAAGGGAAUUCAAGGAAAACGACAAAAAAAGUGCACUUUUCACUAAGAUGUGGUGGGUAGAUUUGAAAGCGGCAUUUGGCCAAAGCAUCAACUUUGAGGGCAUUCUUUGUUCAACUAUGGUGAUCUUAAAAGACCCACAUUUGGCACUGCCCCAUAUUUCAGUUCGUGAUAUACGAUACAUUGACUGGGCUGCUCUACGUAGAAAGGGAUUUAAGGGCGUUGUCUUUGACAAAGAUAAUACUAUUACAGCGCCUUACUCUUUAACGCCCUGGCCUCUGCUCGAGUCUUCAUUGGAAAGUUGUAAAUCAGAAUUUGGUCCAGAUAUUGCUGUAUUUAGUAACUCAGCUGGACUUCGUGAGUAUGACCAUGAUGGUUCAAAAGCUAGGAAUCUUGAGAGUGCAAUUGGAAUUAAAGUCAUCAGACACAGAGUGAAGAAGCCAGGUGGCACAGCUGAAGAAGUUGAAAAACAUUUUGGCUGUGAUUCAUCACAGUUAAUCAUGGUGGGCGACCGUCCCUUCACUGACAUAGUUUAUGGCAAUCGAAAUGGAUUUCUUACUAUCUUGACAGAGCCAUUGAGUCUUACGGAGGAGCCAUUCAUCGUUAAGCAGGUGAGGAAGCUAGAAACUACAUUUGUAAAUUACUGGUCUAGAAAAGGAUUGAAGCCACUUGAGCAGAAGCUAUUGCCUGAUCCCAGACAUUGUGUCAAAGAGCCACGUCCUUGAUAAACUUGUCUCCAAAAGACACUAAUUUUUUAGGACAUGAAAAUGCUCCCCUUUAGUAAUGCAUACAAGUUAAUUUUCGUUGAAUUAUUUAGUUUUUUUUUCCUUUUACAAAACCGGUAAUGCAAGUUAAGUCAUCUCUACUACUUAAUUUCCGUGUUCCCUCAAAAUGGAGGUAGAAAAAUCAUAAAAUGAGUUUUCAAUAUAAAUGAAAGUAAUAAAAGUAUGGCUAUUUGACCUA
Messenger RNA from Lathyrus oleraceus (garden pea), 1724 nucleotides. Its product is annotated as phosphatidylglycerophosphate phosphatase 1, chloroplastic/mitochondrial. The record is from RefSeq and is a predicted model, not a curated record. Gene Ontology annotation, molecular function: phosphatidylglycerophosphatase activity. Lineage: Eukaryota; Viridiplantae; Streptophyta; Magnoliopsida; Fabales; Fabaceae. Gene Ontology annotation, cellular component: cytoplasm. The transcript is spliced from 7 exons. The coding region runs from base 287 to 1486 and encodes 399 amino acids.